This is a messenger RNA of Sinocyclocheilus grahami, 750 nucleotides long. RefSeq names its product E3 ubiquitin-protein ligase RNF128-like. Gene Ontology annotation, molecular function: zinc ion binding. The transcript has 5 exons. NCBI's taxonomy places the organism in Eukaryota, Metazoa, Chordata, Actinopteri, Cypriniformes, Cyprinidae. The record is from RefSeq and is a predicted model, not a curated record. Bases 1 to 474 code for a protein of 157 amino acids.
AUGUGUAAAUUUCACAUCCUCAAAUACAAGAUUGAUGAGGAGAGCGAUGAUCCACCUUCAUCGAGUGACACGUUCCGUCUCGCUGUGAUCCGGACAGAGCAGCUCCACACACCAGACAGCCAAAACACAGACAGUGAGUCCACAUCUGCUCUCUUCUCUGUUCAACACUUAUACCAUAAGAAGUGCAUUGAGCCAUGGCUGCUGGAACACCCCACCUGCCCCAUGUGUAAAUUUCACAUCCUCAAAUACAAGAUUGAUGAGGAGAGCGAUGAUCCACCUUCAUCGAGUGACACGUUCCGUCUCGCUGUGAUCCGGACAGAGCAGCUCCACACACCAGACAGCCAAAACACAGACACUCUUGGACGUCCAUCAGACAGUGAGCCGGAGAUUCAGACACAACACAUUUAUGAGAACCUUGCAUUUGAAGAAGAAGCCGAGAGAAUGAAGCAUCAGGACAUCAACAGCCAGGAUUGACACUACUGUAAUAUAACACUACUGUUUCAAAUAGUUCUGCAUUUGAGCAUCACCAACAGACGAAAUGUGUGCAAAGUGUCAAAAGAAGAGACAUAUCAACAAAAAAAGAGAGUGACGAUAAUGAAAUAAAAUAAUAGUAAACCUAGAAUCGGAUGUUCAAAGUGUGACAGACUAUUUAAUAAUAAUUGUAUAUUGUUUAAUUAAUGGAGAUGUCACAGCUUCACUCAAUUUUCUGAAAACAUUGCUGCUUGCAUAACUGUCAUGCACUCAGUAAAG